Molecule: messenger RNA, 2958 nt
Organism: Saccostrea cuccullata (small rock oyster)
Lineage: Eukaryota; Metazoa; Mollusca; Bivalvia; Ostreida; Ostreidae
Product: serine/threonine-protein phosphatase 4 regulatory subunit 2-B-like
Exons: 7
Coding region: 242-1957 (571 amino acids)
Cellular component (GO): cytoplasm; nucleus; protein phosphatase 4 complex
Molecular function (GO): protein phosphatase regulator activity
Source: RefSeq, a predicted model, not a curated record
UUUAUUUUCAGCCGUGGAGUAAAAUGAAUUUCGGAUUAUAGUAGGCCUAUUAAAACUAAGACUGAGAUUGAAGGAUACUAAUACAUUUUUGUUUUAUCAUUAUGCUUUAUAAACAUGAAAAAGACUAUGUUUUUUUUAUAUCCUUCUAAAACAUUUUAACAGGGUCGUUUUAACAACCCCUCUUCUGUUUUGAAUGGAAUAUCCCUGACGUCAUUUCCCCCAGCGCCAUUGUUUGACCUCCAUGGUUGUGUACUCGAAAUUAGCCAUGGACAAUCAAGAAGAAGUUCUAGACGCAUUAAACAACUUUGAGAAGAAGAAAGGCGACAUUCCUCCUGUUUUAGAGCAAUAUUUGAAAACUAUAGCAAAAACCGGCGAAACACUGUUUCCCUGGCCCCGGGUGAAGUCGCUGUUUAUCAGUAAGCUAGAGGAUGUGAUGACAAAGUUUCACCAUGAUCUUCCAGCGGACCACCUUCCACCCUGUCCAAAUGUCGACAACCCAAAGUUCAAAGAGAUGAAGAAAAGAAUAAUGGACUCAGUCAACAGGUUCUCUGGGGCACCCUUUACCAUACAGCGAUUAUGUGAACUUCUGACAGAUCCCAAGAAGCACUAUAAACGCACAGAUAAAUUUCUUCGUGGUAUUGAAAAGAAUGUUUUAGUGAUAAGUACAGUUGAUCCAUUUGGAAAUAAGAUAGUGUGUGAGUCCCGAGCUAACCUCGUGAAUGGACUAGAAGAGUCCCCUGUGAACGGAAACGAAGCAGAUUCCCCCACAACCACCACCGACCUCACCCCCGUACAGUAUUCCAGCUUCCCCUCCCAGCAACAGACAAACUGGACAACAGACAGCUGGGCGGGGGUGGGACCCAGUCAGGGGGGACCCGAUCAGACGACCUCCUCCUCUGACACUGGGCCCCUCUCUGGUACCCCUGAUCAGACGACCUCCUCCUCUGACACUGGACCCCUCUCUGGUACCCCUGAUCAGACGACCUCCUCCUCUGACACUGGACCCCUCUCUGGUACCCCUGAUCAGACGACCUCCUCCUCUGACACUGGGCCCCUCUCUGGUACCCCCGAUCAGACGGCAUCAUCCUCUGACUCUGCACCCCUCUCUGGUACCCCGCAUCUAACCUCAGACCAGACUGACAAUCCGUCAGACGGCUCUGUCCCCGAGUCGUGGUCAGGCCAGGCCAUGUCUGACCGAGAGAAAACUGUGUGUGAGAGAGAUGAAGUGUCAUGUGAAUCUGAAGAUUCCUCACCUGCCAAGAAGCCAAAAGUCUCAGGUGAGGACUCGUCAGUAGAACCAUCAACAUCGGAAGAUACUAACAAACAAACAGACACCACACUUAAUACAGACCAAUCCAGAGAGCAGUCAGAGGUCCCGUCAUCAGAGGUCGUGACCUCAGAAGAGUCAAAGGUCACACAAAGGUCAGAGGUGAACAGUGAGGAAGAGACCUCUAAGAGUUUACCUGAGGAGAAACUGAUUUCAGACCAGGAACAGGCAGAUCUCGAUAAAGGUUCACCUGAGUCAUCUCAAGAGCAGAGAGAUCUCGGUAAAAGUUCACCUGAGAGAGAUGACAGUAAGGACUCCUCCGAGUCGUCUCAGCAUGGUGAGUCCAUCAACAGUGAUAAUCAGUUACCUCAGACAGCCUCUACUUCUAUAAAAGACACAUCAGAAAAUGGACAGGACCAAAGUCAAUCUCCAGAAAAAAGCUCAGAGAGUUCACAAAACAGUUCAGAGGACAGUGUGGAGCCUGAAAGUUCUGAGGAAACGUCUACGCAAUCAAAUGAGUUGCCCGCUGAGGAAAGUGUGUCUAGUUCCCAGGAAGAAGGCAUGAGCUGUGACAGUGAGACAGAAAAUGUGGAUACCACGACCCCCAGUACUGAUAAUGACGACCCAGUCACCACCCCCACACAGGAGCAGACAUCAACAGAAGGGGAAACCCCCAUGGAAGAGGACUGAAUGGUUGUAAAUGGUUCAUUAUUACAGGAUUUUGUCACCCCUCCACAUGAUUCACCGCUGACGUCAAACGAAGACAGUCCUCAUCAUCUGAAGCCAUUUGUAAAAUAUGUGUUUACAUCAUCAGUGUUGCAUAGUAGUUUAUUUUGCUUUGUUUGGAGAAAAUUCAUUCUAGAAUCCACACAGAUCCCAUGGUCAUUGUAGUAAAGGGUACAAGUAUCUGUGAUUUAUGCACACUUAAAAGAGAUUUUUUUUAUCAUUCAAAUGAGAAAUCAAUGUUCCCACUUUUGAAUUAUUUCUAUUUUCUAAUUAUAAACAGGAUGAUGCCAUCAUUAUAUAAGCCAGAUUUAAGCUAUUUUAAACAUUUUUUUUUUUAAUUUUUGAUAUAUGUUGGUGCAUUUGCUGUGAAUACAGUUAUAAGUGAUCUCAAAAUUCCAACUUAAAAAGAAAUUAUCGUUCAUUAAACACUUUUCAUUCACCCAAUUCUAAGGUAGCUUUAGGUUACACCGAAAUCACCUCUUUUAUGAUGUUGGUCAUGGAGUAAUCAUGAAAAUGGAAAUUAUAUUUAAUGACAAAAUGUAGCAACUUGUGUCUAUUUCCUUGCUCAGAACUCAAAAAAACUGUACAUCAAUGUAUUCGGGAGGCUGAGCAACACCAUUGGGAAAUACUUUUUGGACGUGAAGAACAUAUUUUCAUAUGAAGGAGUAAAUAUCCUACCUGACAUUACUUAUUUUUCUUAAAAAGAAAAGAUAUAACACCUACUAGAAAAUGUGUAUUAGCCUAUUAGGUAGGGGUACGUAUUUUUUAUUAAAAUAAUUAAUGUCAGGUGCACAUGGGUUCAUUUUCAAAGUAAGGUAAAUGUACCUACCAGGCUUUUUUCCCAGUAAAAUAUUCAAAUACAGAUCACUCUUACUGCAAUGAAAGGUUGUGAUUAAAAAAAAAAAAAACCUAAAUAAAAAAUUAUUCUGCACACUCUUUUACAUUAAGAAUUUUCCUAAAUUACU